CUCCCCUCUCUUCUCUUCCACCCACACGGCCACACCCACACUUGCUGUUCAAUCCUAGACCAAAACCCUAUUUUUUGCCUUGCUCUCUGCAUCUGUCGCCAAAGAUGCAGAUCUUCGUCAAAACCCUAACGGGUAAGACCAUAACUCUAGAGGUAGAGUCUUCGGACACUAUCGACAAUGUGAAGGCCAAGAUCCAAGACAAGGAGGGCAUUCCACCGGACCAGCAGCGCCUCAUCUUCGCUGGAAAACAACUAGAAGACGGCCGGACCCUUGCCGACUACAACAUUCAGAAGGAGUCGACUCUUCAUCUGGUGUUGCGCUUGAGGGGCGGAGCCAAGAAGAGGAAGAAGAAGACCUAUACCAAACCCAAGAAGAUCAAGCACAAGAAGAAGAAGGUCAAGCUCUCCAUUCUUCAGUUCUACAAGGUUGAUGACAGCGGUAAGGUGCAGAGGCUGAGGAAGGAGUGCCCCAACGCUGAUUGUGGCGCUGGUACUUUUAUGGCUAAUCAUUUUGAUAGGCACUACUGUGGUAAGUGUGGUCUCACCUACGUUUACCAGAAGGCAGGCGGUGACUGAUCGUAUAAGAUUCAUCCGGAGAGCAGAGCACAAAUUUAUUUUCAAAUGUUUUUCUUAUUUUUGACCUGAAUGUUGAACUUACUUUUAUUGCUGUAUUUUUAUGAGAUAUUUUGCUAUUCUGGAUAAUGACUAUUUUGCAUUUUAAUGGUCAAUUUCCGUUUUGACGUUA
Messenger RNA from Manihot esculenta (cassava), 744 nucleotides. RefSeq names its product ubiquitin-40S ribosomal protein S27a. NCBI's taxonomy places the organism in Eukaryota, Viridiplantae, Streptophyta, Magnoliopsida, Malpighiales, Euphorbiaceae. The transcript has a single exon. The record is from RefSeq and is a predicted model, not a curated record. Gene Ontology annotation, cellular component: cytoplasm; ribosome; nucleus. Gene Ontology annotation, molecular function: protein tag activity; structural constituent of ribosome; ubiquitin protein ligase binding. Bases 105 to 575 code for a protein of 156 amino acids. Gene Ontology annotation, biological process: modification-dependent protein catabolic process; protein ubiquitination; translation.